Molecule: messenger RNA, 492 nt
Organism: Botrytis porri
Lineage: Eukaryota; Fungi; Ascomycota; Leotiomycetes; Helotiales; Sclerotiniaceae
Exons: 1
Coding region: 1-492 (163 amino acids)
Source: RefSeq, a predicted model, not a curated record
AUGACUCGCCUAACUUCGACAUUCUUCCUCCUUACGAUCGCAUCUCUCUCGAUUGCUUCUCCACUGAAUCCCGCUGUGGAAAUCAUCGCCCGGACUGCAUCACCCCAAGACGAUACACCAACCACAACUGACUUGCCCACUACAACUAGUACCUCUUCAACUACCACCACUCCCUCCGCCGCAAUAGCCACCAAAAGUAUCGACGGUUGCAAUGUUCAAGGUACAGCUGACACAGCACUUGCCGCACGAUAUUUCGGGUCAGCCCCUUACGCCGAUAUUCUAAAAUGUCAAUCUACUUGUCGUGUUACAACACCAUGUAUAUCAUAUUCAUGGACGCCCUUGAAUGGUAACUGCACGUUGUAUAAUUCAUGGAUGGAUGACUUUAACACGGGUGAUACUACGGGUUAUGUGGUUUUGAGUGAUGAUAGUGGAACGUUCUUUUCGGAUAAAUAUCCGAGUGACGGGAGCGAUUUUUGUUACAAGGCUAUUUGA